AAAACAUCGAUUAGUCGAAUGUCGACUUCCCCCCACUCUCGAUUGGUUUUGUUAAUACUUUAAUUAAAUAUCAAAAUAUAAAAGAAAAAUAUAAAAACAUGUCCUUUUUAAUUAAACUACCCGUUAAAACAUUAAGUAGUAGCAGUUUCUCAAUACGAACACUAACAACCACAAUGGUUAAUAAAGUAAAAGAGAUCCACCAACGACAGGAGAAUAAUUCUCUAAUUAUUGAAGGAAUUACAAAGCCGUCUCCACGCGAAGGCACCUUACUUAAGGCAGCAUGCUCGGAAAAGUUUUGUCCAGAAUGUACAUUGGGUUUGGAUAUUAAGCAUACGGAUGUUUUAAUUUUAUCACAAUAUGUGCGUUCCGAUGGCUGUAUGUUACCAAAGCGCAUCACUGGUUUGUGUCACAGACAACAAAAGAAAAUUGGCACUUUGGUAACGAUGGCACAAAAGGCAGGUUUGAUGCCAAACUUGACUCCAGCCAAUAGCAAAAAAGAUCCGAAAAAACGUUUUGGCUGGAGAAAAUUUAACAAAUAUUUCAAUGAGAAAACUAUUAAAUAUUAAAAAUUGUUACAUAUUGAUAAUUUAGAAAUUGCA
This is a messenger RNA of Stomoxys calcitrans (stable fly), 599 nucleotides long. It is a transcript of the gene mRpS18A, whose product is annotated as large ribosomal subunit protein mL66. Gene Ontology annotation, biological process: mitochondrial translation. Gene Ontology annotation, molecular function: small ribosomal subunit rRNA binding; structural constituent of ribosome. Lineage: Eukaryota; Metazoa; Arthropoda; Insecta; Diptera; Muscidae. Gene Ontology annotation, cellular component: ribosome; mitochondrial small ribosomal subunit. The coding region runs from base 99 to 566 and encodes 155 amino acids. The record is from RefSeq and is a predicted model, not a curated record. The transcript has 2 exons.